This is a messenger RNA of Symphalangus syndactylus (siamang), 9996 nucleotides long. It is a transcript of the gene MAS1, whose product is annotated as MAS1 proto-oncogene, G protein-coupled receptor. Gene Ontology annotation, cellular component: plasma membrane. Gene Ontology annotation, molecular function: angiotensin receptor activity. The record is from RefSeq and is a predicted model, not a curated record. NCBI's taxonomy places the organism in Eukaryota, Metazoa, Chordata, Mammalia, Primates, Hylobatidae. Gene Ontology annotation, biological process: G protein-coupled receptor signaling pathway.
CUUCGAGAUGUUGGGACCGGAGACCUUGCAGGCUGGCUGGGCAUUGAUGCCCCAGAUGUGAAGGGGCCGCCAAGCUGUGGCCACGUCUGACCUUUCCUGAGCAAAUGACACCAGCGAGUCCGCGUCCCAGUUUUUCAUUGCUUAGCUGUCUUUGACAACCAGAACAUCUCUUUUGUGAGAAGAAAGAGAGGAGGGAAGAUGCUCUGUGAUGCUUCCAGUAAUGCUGACCAGUCGUGGUGCUGUCACCUCCUCGGCUGUCUUUGCAAUCUGUUCCCAACUGAGGUUUCUGUUGCAGCGUAACUGACCACUCCAUGGGCCACUGAGGGCUGUCAGGAUGAGCUAUCCUUCCACCCCAGGCUGUCACUGCCAGAAAAUUACCUGAAGAGUUCCAGCCUGAGGCCUCCUCAUGGAUGGGUCAAACGUGACAUCAUUUGUUGUCGAGGAACCCACGAACAUCUCAACCGGCAGGAACGCCUCGGUCAGGAAUGCACAUCGGCAAAUCCCCAUCGUGCACUGGGUCAUUAUGAGCAUCUCCCCAGUGGGGUUUGUUGAGAAUGGGAUUCUCCUCUGGUUCCUGUGCUUCCGGAUGAGAAGAAAUCCCUUCACUGUCUACAUCACCCACCUGUCUAUUGCGGACAUCUCACUGCUCUUCUGUAUUUUCAUCUUGUCUAUCGACUAUGCUUUAGAUUAUGAGCUUUCUUCUGGCCAUUACUACACAAUUGUCACAUUAUCAGUGACUUUUCUGUUUGGCUACAACACGGGCCUCUAUCUGCUGACGGCCAUUAGUGUGGAGAGGUGCCUGUCAGUCCUUUACCCCAUCUGGUACCGAUGCCAUCGCCCCAAGUAUCAGUCGGCGUUGGUCUGUGCCCUUCUGUGGGCUCUUUCUUGCUUGGUGACCACCAUGGAGUAUGUCAUGUGCAUCGACAGAGAAGAAGAGAGUCACUCUCGAAAUGACUGCCGGGCAGUCAUCAUCUUUAUAGCCGUCCUGAGCUUCCUGGUCUUCACGCCCCUCAUGCUGGUGUCCAGCACCAUCUUGGUCAUGAAGAUCCGGAAGAACACGUGGGCUUCCCAUUCCUCCAAGCUUUACAUAGUCAUCAUGGUCACCAUCAUUAUAUUCCUCAUCUUUGCCAUGCCCAUGAGACUCCUUUACCUGCUGUACUAUGAGUAUUGGUCAACCUUUGGGAACCUACACCACAUUUCUCUGCUCUUCUCCACAAUCAACAGUAGCGCCAACCCUUUCAUUUACUUCUUUGUGGGAAGCAGUAAGAAGAAGCGAUUCAAGGAGUCCUUAAAAGUUGUUCUGACCAGGGCUUUCAAAGAUGAAAUGCAACCUCGGCGCCAGGAAGACAAUUGUAAUACGGUCACAGUUGAGACUGUCGUCUAAGAACUGUGAGGGAAGUUGUGGAUAAAAAUGAUGGAACACAGGUCAUUUUUAGUUUGUACUUGGAAUAUAACUUAAGUAUCUCCUAAAUGUGUUACAGAAGGACAUCUCAUCCCAUAUGCAUGAGAUACUAAUUAAUGAUGAAAUUGAACUCUUGUACUGUAUCUUCUGGAAAUAACUUGUCAUUUCUGUACUUGACAAAGACUCUUUCUAUUUCUUUCAGCUCUUUUGGCAGCAUCUUAUCAUGAACCAUAAAAAUGACUCUAGCAAGAAGAUUUACAGAUGUGUACUGGACAAGGUAACAAAAGUAUUUGUUGGAACUUGAGGAGGCAGCUUGAUGUAGCAGGAAGAACAAGGGUCGCUUCCUGUGUGACCUCAGGCAAGUUGUUAAACCUCUCAGAGCCUCAUUUUCUCACUCAUAAAAUGGUCACGGCAAUAGUCUAUACCUCCUUGGUCUGCUGUGAGGAUGAAAUGAGAAGAUGAGGCUUGUAAAGCACCUGGCACAUUGUGGAUGUUCAAUAAACAUCGGUCUCUCCUCACUCCCUUCAAUGGUAGACAAGAUAUAAAUUUUUGUUUUGUAAAGCACACACACAAACAUACACACAGCUCUAUCAUGUACAGAAGUUAUUGUGUGUUUUUACAUGUUGGAUGUAAAUUUACGAAGGUCUUCUUUUUGCUUGCAGCAUGAAAGCAUUUCAUGGCAUUGCACCUCUAUUGAAAAACAUCGCGAAUGUUAUGAUCUAACCAGCCAUGUGCUAGUGCAUCGUUUCAGGUUGUGAAGAAAAUCAUUUGGCCACCAGUAGAGGGGUAUCUCAUGGCUUCCCUAACCUCUGUGGGAAUAAUAGAUGAAGUGAAAGUCUGUGUUUUGAAAUCCUUUGAUUGCAUAAACAUUUUUACGAAUGGAGUUGAAUUUAUGACCUCCUGGGGGUGACUGGGACCCUCCUCCCCCAUGAAGAGGUGGGUUAUUUAUAGCCAGAGUUCUCACCUGCGGCCAAGUGUGGGUCUCUGCACCUGUCUGCCUCCUUUCCUCCUGAGGCUUUUUUUUUUUUUUUUUUUUUCCAUCAUACCUGGAAGGAGGCUCAGUGGCAAGGGCUAAUGAAAAUGUGGUCACAUCCUGGAGGACUCUGAUAUUUUUGCUCAUGACAGAUCCUUGCAUGACUUCCUCAGCAUCUGCACUCAGCACUCCAGGGUGGGCUCUGCCUCUUGCCUGCCAUGAGUUGCCCUCCAGACACUGCAUGUCCUGGGUUUUAGCUGUGAAGCCCACCGCAGAGCUGUGUUUAUUUCCUUCUGUCCCUUCUAGGAGUUCCACAAAAGGGCGAUAUGUCACAUGAUUCUACAGGUUGUAAAAUGUUCAAGUCCAUAGAAACGAGCCCGAUAGUAUUUAUUUUAACCAUUUGCUCUUUAAAAGGUCAGAGAGGCAGUGAUGAAACGGUUCUCUGUUGCUGCUGGUCCUUCUUCAUCCUCUUCCUUUCUCAAAAGAAAUGAUGCGGGGCAGCUUCACUGGGGGAGAGGAGUCUCUCCCCUUGAGCAAGGACCCCACUGCCAGCCAAGCUUGGAUGCAGGAGGCUUUUCAGUGGGUGACGACAUCUGAUUCAGAAACAAGGCAGCUUUGCUUACAGGAGCCCAGAUGGGGUGUGGAGCAAUGACAUUUAGAAUGAUCUUGUUUUUGGUUGAAAACAGAGCAUCUUCCCUGGGAAAGAACAGAAUAUGGAGAUCAGAGCGACUCCCCUCUGUUUCCUGUCCUCUCCUGUGUGUGCUGUGUGCUGGCCUCUGGGGUAGGGAAAGGGGGCCAACCUCGUCUCAUCUCCAAGGGGAACUUAGUCUCAAAGAGGACCCUAAAGACUAUCAGAUACAAGGAAUUUCUACCUAACGAAAAUAUGGUGAACUAAUAGGAAGCCCCUACUUAUUGUUUUUCUGCAGAUAAAGUGGGGAAAUCGAAUGUGAUAAUGAAUAUAAAAAUUAUUCUAACCUUUUAAAAUGAUGCCUUACCAAGAGGUAGGAGGUAGGAUUCAGAGUUUGGCAGGGUUAUAAAGACUAAUUUCUUUCUCUCUUCCCCCAAACCCAUUCCCAAAGUGAACUGUAAGGUUAAAACUAGAACAAGAAGAUUUACCUAAAUUUGCAAAUAUGUAGAGAAUACUAAAUCAUUUGUACCGUUUAGGCAUUCAGACAAUUUGCCUAAGUCAUUGUAGGUUACUAGGUGCCACUUCCGAGAAUUCCCUGGGGAUGGGGAGGAGAUUGUUUGGAUAAUGCCUGUCCUAACUGAACGGGAAGGGUUUGUAGCAUUCCUACUAUAAAGAUUCAUGUACGGCCUUCUCUGCAGAACACCAUGAUGUGGACAAGGCAAAGACGGGGAAGUGGAAGCCGCUGUCCUGUGUCAUAGGAGAGACAGACACCACAUAGCUACAAUGCCAGGCUGCACACAAGUUUGUUUGACAAGCGUUAGGAACGAAAUUGUGUGGCAGAGGUCACCGCAGCAGGGGGCUCUUCCUGCCACCCCCAUACUGCACGCAGCCUCUUCCGUUCCCUCCCCUGCCCACUGGGGUUUCUCCUCAGCACUCGUUCUGCUGUAUAUCGAUUUGCUUAUUUGCUCGUUCUCUGUCUCUUCACGCUAGACUAUAAGCUCCUUGAGGGCAGGGACGUAGCUUUGCUCACUGCUGUAGCCCCAGCUUAUUUGCUGUGGUGGUCGAAUCCACUGCACCCCUCUCUGGGCUGUUUCCCUUGCACAUAUAAAUAGACUCAAAUUGCUUCCACCUAACCAGAAGCCAUUCCUUGCCCCACAGUCCUUUCCAGUUUCUAUCUCCCCUCCCUCCCUUCCUUCCAAACCACCUUCUGGAAAGGCUCUUCCACACUCACUGUCCUGACUCUUGCCACAAUUCACCCCUCAACAUCCUGCCAUUUGUCUUGCAGCCUGACCAUCGUAGAGAGAUUGGUCCAGAUAGGAAGGUGAAGUAACUUCCAUAGUGCCAAAUCUGAUGGGCUGUUUUCUACCUAUGCCUUUUGUGGCAUUUAAUACCCACAGUCUUCCUGAAAUUAUCUCUUUUCUUGGAUUCUAGUUUGCUACAUUUGUCUCCAGCUCUCUUUUUGAAUCCUAUCUUCCUGAUUGGAUUCUUCUCACUUCUUUCCUCCCUCUUCUACUGUUCCUCCCUUAAAUGGACACAUUUUCCACAGUUCAGUGGCUGGGCCUCCACUCUCCUCUUUCGGAGAACUCUCCCUGGAUCCUGAUCCAUAAUCAUCUGCUUAUUAAUGAAACUCAAAUAGACAUUUGCUGACCAGAACCCUUUGCUGGGCUCCAGUCCUGUGUGUCCAACCAUCUAAUGGACUUUUUGACCCGAUGUCCUUCAGGUGCUUGUAAUCCAUUCAUUUCCCUACCAAUUUCUUUUUUAUUUUAUUUUCUUUCUUUCUUUUUUUUUUUUUUUUGAGACAGAGUCUUGCUCUGUUGCCCCAGCUGGAGUGCGGUGGCAUGAUCUCGGUUCACUGCAACCUCCACCUCCCAGGUUCAAGCAAUUCUCCUGCCUCAGCCUUCCAAGUAGCUGGGAUUACAGGUGUGAGCCACUGCGCCGGGCCUGCCCCUGUUAUUUUUUCAGUGAAGGACACCGCUGGUCACCCUGUCCCCCUUGCUAUGCUGUUCCCUUUGCACAGAUUGCUCUACCUUUUUUUAAUCUAGCAAACUCCAUUUAUCCAUCUAUGUCCAGCUCAAGCAUUAGAGACUCAGGAGAACCUCUGGAAGCUGAGUUCCUGGAUAACCAUGCCAUACCUUUUCUUUCCCAGACUUUCCACAUCUUUCCCUUCCUCACUCUUGGCAAAUGAUGGCUGGCUCCCCUUUACACAAGGGGAAUAGAAGCAACUGGAAGAACUCUUCCAGACAUCCCCGCUGUCCCCUCUGCUGACCUAGCUACAUCUCCUUCAUAUCAGCCUCUCCCCUGUGUGCUCAGGGGGAACUCACUAUGCCCCUCCCUGGCUAAGGUGACACCCUGGCUAAGAUGCUCCAGCCCCUUCCCCUGUUGCCUGCCCAAUGGCAUUUCUCCAGCAAUUCUCCCUCUCUGUCCUGCACCAUCAAUUUCAGUCCAGGAUAAGGGAGGACAGAAUUUUCAGGAAGCAGGAUGGAGGAGGGUUGGUGAACAGCACCACUGGCCUUGAUUAGCCUGCUCCCUGCCACACAUACUGGUUGUUUCUCUGGAGACAGCAUUGUAUGCACUGAGAUGAGCAACUGGAGAGCCACCAGCAGCCAUCCCCUCCCUUUGUGCCUCACAGCCCCAGUGACUGAUGGAGAUGGAGAUGGGAUCAUUGGCUGCCUUCAUGGAGUUGUUUAAGGAGCACUUAGAAGAUGCUUUAUGGGCGUCCCUACAAUUUCACCAUUAGAAGAGUAGUUCUGUUGGGUUGAAAUUUGUCUUUUUACUCAACCUCUUCUUAAAUUAGAAAUCACCCCUGGAAAGGAAAACACAUCAAGUCAUACAUACUUUUUCCUGUGUUUUUCUCAUGGAGAGGAGCAGCAUAAGACAAGACACCCAGCUGUUCGGGCUGCUGAAUGAGAUGGUGAGGAGUGGGUGGUAGAAGUGAAGAAAGGAGGAGGUGGGAGCAAUCAAGUAUUUGCUUGCUUGCUUCCACAAACAGGAAGCUUCUUUUCUGUUUAACCUAACAUUUGACUGUUUAACUUUGCAAGGUUAUGUGGGAAACAAAAAUCCUUGAUAUGAAAACAUUAGCAAAUGUAUCACUUAUAAAAUGGGUACCAUCAGGCCUCCCUCUGCUUAGCACCACAGACUCUCUCGCUGCCUCAUCUAGAGUUUUGUGGAUCAGUUUUGUGAUGCCUGAGAGUCAGUGUGCAAACUGUCCUUGAACUUUAAUUGAUGAUCUUGACAAACAUUCAGGAUUCCAUGAAGUUGGUAAGAGAGGUGUCACAGAACUGCUAAAAUACACUUCAACUAUUGGUAAAAGAGCAUGGAGCAGAGUUAGACCAGUUAGCGGCUGAAUCAGAGGAAAAUAAACAAGGAUGAUGAUGAGAUGGGAGCUUCCAAAAAGAAGCGUUUUAAUAUCAAAUGUUGAAGAGAGGCUCUUGGAAAAACUGCUGAAGUCUUUAGAUAUUUUUGCAAAAAUUACCCACUUUUUGAUAUUCAGCAAAAGUAACCAUUAAGUAAAGACAGAAAAAUUGGCUGGGUACAGUGGCUCAUGCCCGUAAUCCCGGCACUUUGGGAGGCUGAGGUGAGCAGAUCACCUGAGGUCAGGAGUUUGAGACCAGCCUGGCCAACAUGGUGAAACCCCAUCUCUACUGAAAACACAAAAAUUAGCUGGGUGUGGUGGCGGGCACCCGUAAUCUCAGCUACUUGCGAGGCUGAGGCAGGAGAAUUGCUUGAACCUGGGAGGCGGAGGUUGCAGUAAGCUGAGAUCGCACCACUGCUCUCCAGCCUGGGUGACAGAGUGAGACUCCAUCUCAAAAAAAAAAGAAAAAUUAUGCCAAAAAAGUAUUUUUGUGGCUUAAAAGAACAAUAUAUUGUCAUUUCUCAAGGCUCCAUGGGUUGAUUGAACUCAGUUUCUCAUUUGGCAUCUCUUGUAGUUGUAGUGAGUUGUUGGCUGAGGCAGAAACCACCUGAAGGCUUGACCAGGCAGGGCGAUCGAGGUGGUGCACUCACAAGGCUGGUCAUUCCCAGGGCUCAGCUGGAAAGGUGGACCAGAGUUCCUGCACGAGGCCCUUUGAUGCGGUUUGGGCUUCUUACAACAUGGCGAUUGAGUUCUGGAAGGAAUUCUCCUGAGACUUAGCUUUUCUUAAAGGCCAAAAAUCAGCUGUUGGGGUCUCAUUUGCUUAAAAUUAUUGGCAUGUUGUUGAAAUUAUAAUGAAUUUUAGUAAAGCAAAAUUAAAACAAUUUUCAUGAUUUUAAUUUCACUUUUUUCAUGAUUUUCUAUGAAAUUUUGGUCCUCAUUUUAACAAGAUUCCUUUUUAACAAUCUUUUACUAAAAUCAGUCAUUCAUGAAUAAGGAGAUCCUCUUACACUAAUUAUUUAAAUGUGUACAUAUACAUGUUAAUACAAAGGGUUGAAUUGUUAAAGCAAAUUCAGAGUGACUUACAGAUCUUACCCAACAUGAAACUAAUGAUUCAAAUGAUAAGAGGCAAGUGCCAGGCACAAAUGAAACACUCUUUUCUGGAGGAGACCAACAGUUUUAAUUGUUUCUGGGGGUUUUUGGGUCACAUUUCUCAUUUUGUCUCUAGAUUGUUUUCCAAAUGUCAUUUAGUUUUCUAUCUGUACUUUUUGUGAUUCCCUGAACUUCUUUAGGAGGAUUAUUCUGAAUUCUCUGUCAGACAUUUCGGAGAUCUUCAAUUCUUCCAGGUCCAUUGCUACAGCUUUGUUAUCUCUUUUGAUGGUGUCGUUUUCUCCUGAGUUUUCACAGUCCUUGCACUUCACGUCGACCCCCGUGCAAUUGAGAAGAUAGUCACCUCUGACGGUUUUUCAAGUGUUCUUUGGUGGUGUCAGAGCUUUGCUACUUAGUACUGGAACUUAAACUCUGGUCUGUUGUUUCUUCCUGUUCUGAGUGAGACUUGCAGUGAGCACUGGAACUUAAACAUUGCCCUGGAACUAUAUUGCUGCUCUGUCAACAUUUCCCAGUCUGGGAAGAUGUAAGUGGGUAUCAGAACUUAAUCUUAAGCUUUUCGUUGUUUCCAGGCCAGGGGAGGGCUCUUGAGUAAACCUGGGCUCUGUGGAAAAUGCAGCCAGGGAUUUGGACCUCCCUGUGAAUUGUGCCAGCCAGUCCCUUCACCAUGGUGUCCCCACUGAUCACAGCUCAGAGUGCACCAGUGCACCGGUUGCUGCAAUCAGUUCUUGGCUUUUUUUCCCCAGUUCACCCCAGAUCGUUCAGCCAUCCUGGCAUUUCCAGUGGUUCCUGUGGGAUGGGGCCAGAGUGGGUGACCCAUGAAGAUUGCCAGAUCAGUAGAGAAACAAAAUGUUCACCUCUAAUUCUCUCCUGUCACCUUGGAAACCAUGGAUCUAGGGACAUUCUCUGAGUGGCAUUAUGCCAGCUGGGAGUGGUGGCACAGUCCAAAUUGAUUGUUUCUCUUGCCAGUUCUGGCUUCUUUCAAUUCUGUAGACCCAGGGGGUUUCUCAGCUUCUCCCCAAAGUUCUGGUGAAUUCAGGGUGGUGUUCUUGUCUUUGAAUAGUUGGAAUAUAUUUCUGUGGGGGGAAUGGUUCCAGAGAAUCUUCUAUUCUUCCAUCUUGUUGAGCUCCCCCAAAAUGUCCCCUUCUACAUUGGCACACACUUUAGUUUCACAUUGACUGAUGAGUUUUGAGCAACGUAUACAAAGAAACAUUGUUCUCAAAGGAUACUGGUGAAGUUUGGGGGUGCCUCCAUUUUGCACGUUGUUCAUUACACAGGUAGAAUAUACUUACGUGACUACCCGUACCCCUUCUCCAGCCUCCCUGCCCCAUAAAUCUAUAAAUCCCAAAUUUAUUUAUAAUAAACAAUCUUGACAGAUUAGGUAUAUCCUGCUGGAAAUAGGACUAGUUCACUGAGCAUAACGUUUCUACAGAGCAGUCUGAUUGAGGUCUUCAGCGUCUUUGCAAGGUGCCCUGGUUGAGGUUAUUGUUCCUGCAGGCAUUCCUUUGGGGAAGGAAUGAUUUGCAGGCUUGAUGCUAACAUUCUCUGUAUGGUACCUUUUGGCCAACACCAGCCUGUCAACGCCUGAGGCAGAGGCCUCAGGACUGAGAAAACAGGACUAGAAGCCUGACUGUCUACUUAGUAGCUUGGCAAGUGUCAACAAGUUAAUCUCUAUGACUGGUGACUUAGUUGGAGUUCCACCCAAAGCAGAUCCUGAGACAAGGAUUUAGUGCAAGUAAUUCAUGUGGCUGUCAUCCAGAGGAGCAUGGGAGAGAGUGGGGAAUUUAGACAGGGAAAGGAGGAAGUUAGCAAAGGGUGAGUGAAGGAGAACAAGGGCCCAGGACAGUGAGGCCCCACCUCAGAACUGCCCUCCUGGAAGGGCGAAGGAGCCGUGGCGCUGACCCCCACCUCAUGCCCCUCAUUAGGGAGCAUCACUCCCCGACGUCAACUCCCAGCUCUUCCUGGCCUGCCCUGUGCUCAGGCCGAGCAUGGCCCAAAGCAGGGAAUAUGUCUAGGCAGAGCAACACAGGGAGCCAUGGGCAGGUACAGGAUCUACCUGCAAGUGACCACAGGAUUGGCUUCAGGGCUGACCAAUGGCAUCUGCUAUCAUGGAAUUAAAGUAACCUACCCCACAAAGUAGCUGUGCCAAGUAAGUGAAAUAAUGCACAAGGGAAUUCUGUGUAAACUUUCAAGCAUCAAGCAAAUGUUAGUUAUUUCUUGAGGACAUCAUGCAAAGUGAAAUAAGCCAGGCCUGGAAGGACAAAGACUGUAUGAUUCCACUCAUAUGAGGGGCUUAGAGUUGUAGACUCAUAGAGACAGAAGGUAGAAUGGUGGUGGCCAGGGGCUGGAGGGAGGAGGGGGUGGGGAGUUGGUGUUUAGUAGGAAUUGAAUUUCAGUUUGUGGAGAUGAAAAUGUUCUGGGGAUCUAUUGCACAACAAUGGGCAUGUAGCUAACCCCACUGUACUGUAUUCUUAAAAAUAUUUCAGAUGGUAAAUUUUAUGUAUAUUUUACCACAAUAAAAAAAGUUAGUUAUUGUA